UUAGAGGGUCCCCUAGGACGCAGGAUGGGGAUACUCCAGGGACAGCCUUGGGUUGGGUCUGUGAACACCUGCUUGACCAGGGAGUGGGGUGGUGUUUUGGUGGGUUGUGUGGUGGCUGUGUCUGGAGGGUGGCUGUUUUGCAGGGCACCAGAGCACGUGCCAUGGGGGACUGGAGCCUGUUGGGCCGGCUGCUGGAGAAUGCCCAGGAGCACUCCACAGUGGUGGGGAAGGUCUGGCUCACCGUCCUUUUCGUCUUCCGUAUCCUGGUGCUGGGGGCAGCCGCAGAGCGGGUCUGGGGUGACGAGCUGUCUGGCUUCUCCUGUGACACACAGCAGCCUGGCUGCCAAAAUGCCUGCUAUGACAGCACCUUCCCCAUCUCCCACCUCCGCUUCUGGGUCCUGCAGAUCAUCUUUGUCUCCACCCCCAGUCUUGUGUAUCUGGGCCACAUCCUGCACCUGGUGCAUCUGGAGGAAAAGGCACAGCAGCAAGCGGCAGCACGGGCUGGCAGCGGGGCCAGACGACAGCGCCCCAGACAGCCCCAACUCCCUGCAGGGAACACGAGGGCACGGGUGUGCAUGCGGGGGGCCAUCCUGAGGACCUACAUCUGCAACAUCGUCUUCAAGGCUCUCUUGGAAGUGGGCUUCAUUGUGGGCCAGUACACCUUGUACGGGUUCCAGCUGAAGCCCCUCUACACCUGCAGCCGCUGGCCCUGCCCCAACACUGUCAACUGCUACAUCUCCCGGCCCACCGAGAAGACCAUCUUCAUCCUCUUCAUGCUGGGGGUGGCCUGUGUGUCCCUGCUGCUCAACCUGGUGGAGAUCUACCACCUGGGUCUCACCAAGUGCCGUCGGGGGCCAGGCCCCAAGCCCCACAUCCUAACCACUCCUGUUGGGCGUGGCAGCAUCUAUGUCACUCUGCCCAGGGGUGGCAGCCCCCUGACUGCUGGCAGACCCCCCCAUGGCCUGGCACCACUGAAGAAGGCAGGUGCAUGGCUAGGGGUGGCUGCUGGGUCCCAUAGGGACAUGCGAAUGGCAGACCUGGCAGUGUAAAUGUGGCCUGCUGGGAUGGUCAGGGAUGGGCAAUGCAUGGGUGGUCACAGUGGUGAUUGUAUCUUCAGUCUCUGCCAGGCCCAAGGCAUGGACCCCACGGCCAGCAUGAGAGCCAGGCACAGCACUGGGGACACUGCUCAGCUGCUCCUGACACUCCUGCAAGCAGCAGGGC
Sturnus vulgaris (Common starling) is the source of this 1221-nucleotide messenger RNA. RefSeq names its product gap junction alpha-3 protein-like. Gene Ontology annotation, biological process: cell-cell signaling. Gene Ontology annotation, cellular component: connexin complex. The record is from RefSeq and is a predicted model, not a curated record. Lineage: Eukaryota; Metazoa; Chordata; Aves; Passeriformes; Sturnidae. Gene Ontology annotation, molecular function: gap junction channel activity.